Molecule: messenger RNA, 2654 nt
Organism: Drosophila rhopaloa
Lineage: Eukaryota; Metazoa; Arthropoda; Insecta; Diptera; Drosophilidae
Product: lipase 1
Exons: 3
Coding region: 796-2016 (406 amino acids)
Biological process (GO): lipid metabolic process
Molecular function (GO): hydrolase activity, acting on ester bonds
Source: RefSeq, a predicted model, not a curated record
UGUAAUAAAUAAAAUAUGUGAAAUUAAAGUUUUAUACAAAAAAUGGUAUCAAAACGGAUAGUCCGAAGGACUUAGGCUAACACCAUUUAUUAAAUGCAGUAUUUUAUACUUAAUAAAUUUUGAAAAAACGAAAUAAAAUAACCAAUGAAUUGAAAAAGGGAAUAAUAUUGAACAAAAAUAAUAAAGUUUAUGGAAAUUAGAAUAUAAAAUUAAUCAGAAAGAAAAAAUUGAGGAACCUACUUCGUAAUAAAGAAUUGAGUAAAAUUAUUCUACAACAGCCAAGAGAUCAGUAACUCGCAAAGAAAGCUUAAUGUUAUAUUAUAAAUUGGCAAUUACACCUAAAACGAUGUUUUCGGAAAAAUAAAAAGGGACGUGAUGAACAAUAAAUAUUAAUAAAAAUUUAUAAAUGUGUAUCGACUUUAAACAAUGAAGUGCAUAAUAAGUAUCAAUUUGUUAUUGAAAUAAGUUUUACUGUAUAUUAAAUUAUUUAAUUACAAACUGCCUAAUAACUUUAUGUGUUAUCUUAUCCGCAUAUAACAUAAGUUUUGAUUGUUAGGAAAUAAAAAAACUGGUGAAAACUCCUAGCGACAUUGGCUAAAGAAAUAACAAUGAUUAAAACAAGGAAACAUUACAAUUAUCUGUAAUUUAAAACAAUUUCCUACAUGCACUAUUAACAGAAACAGAUCUCGCCUUAAGCACUUGAUUGGCCAAUUUUGCUUGUUUAAUUUAAUUCUGUACUCUUCAUAGUGCAUGUUGCAAAUUGCUCUGAUCGAGGCAAAGUUAUAGGAGAGCAACAUGUUUAGAAGCUGUAAUUUAAAGUACCUGUGUGGCACCUUGAUCUGUCUUAACUUUUAUUGUGAUAUUGUUUUUUGCGACUUAAUUAAGGUAGAUAAAAAUAUUUUGGAGGAUGCCAAUCUGAUCACGCCGGAUCUAAUUAAGAAGUAUGGCUAUCCGGCGGAAACGCACAAGAUUCAAGCAAAGGAUGGCUUUGUCCUUACGGCUCAUCGCAUUCCCAAGCCUGGUGGUCAACCCGUGUUAAUGGUCCACGGCCUGCUGGACAGUUCCAUUGCAUUUGUGAUCUUGGGACCAGAGAAGUCCCUGGGCUUCCUGCUGAGCGAUUUAGGAUACGACAUUUGGCUGCUGAAUACCCGAGGCAAUCGGUAUUCGCGCAAGCACAAGCGAUUCCACCGAUACCAACCGCAGUUCUGGGACUUCUCCUUCCAUGAGCUCGGGAUGUACGAUCUUCCAGCUGCCAUCGAUUAUGUCCUGGCGAGGAGCAAGGGCUUCGAACAGGUCCACUAUGUCGGCCAUUCGCAGGGCACCACAUCCUUUUUUGUGAUGGGAAGUGAGCGACCCGCUUACAUGAAGAAAAUCAAACUGAUGCAGGCCCUGGCUCCGGUGGCCUAUUGGGACUACAUCGAUUCACCCAUUUUACUGACUUUCGUCAAAUACAUGAGACCCCUAGCUUUUCUGGCUAGAUCGUUUGGGCUCUACGAAUUCCCUGUCGAGAACGAAGUGUGGCGACGACUUUACCACCAGAUCUGCAGCUUUGCAUUCCAGAACACGUGCGCCUACUUCAUCCAGGAAUUAAUGGGCGUGGAUAACCAACAGUUUAAUACCAGCCUCGUCCCGCUUUUCACGGGACACGCAUUCUCGGGAUCUUCACUCAAGUCCGUGGUGCACUAUGGCCAACAGAUCCACAGCGGAGGGUUCUUCAAGUACGACUACGACAACGCCUGGGAGAAUCGAAGAAGACACGGCGCCGACACUCCGCCACAGUACAAUGUGGCUAAUGUGGACUGCAAGGUGGCACUGUACUACAGCAAAAACGAUCGACUGACCUCCGACAUAGAUGUAGUACGAUUAAGAGACAAUCUGCCAAACGUGGUGCACGACUACCUGAUCCCGGCUCCCAAAUUCAACCACAUCGACUUUAUUUGGGCGAAUGAUGUGAAAACCAUGCUCUACGAUCGAGUGCUGGAAGUCAUGCGGCAAGUGGAAAGUGACGAAUUGUAGAUUGACUAUCAACAAAUAUUAGAGUGUGCCAAAAACAAAACCAAAUUUAUGUUUGAACAAAUUUUUUUUUUUUUAUAUAACAUAUAUUUUAUUUAUACGUUAAUCAGCCAAUUUAAUGGCUAUAAAACGUAGGGACUAAAAAGAGUAACAAUCAUAACAGGGAAAAACAUAACAGCAGCGAUAAAUGUCAAUAUGUUUUUGACUUUAAAAUUAACAGAAGUUUUUGGUGAUGGUCACGAUUAUAUUUUAUUUAUUGGGGAAUGACUCUCGUUCUUUGUAGCCUCCUUUAACAAAUUACAAAGAAAAACGCUUUUUCGGUUUACAAAUACACACUUACAAUGUUAAAGUUUAAUUUACAGAAGGUCGUUUUAUACAUUUUCCGGUAAAGGUAUCUUAAUUAUCAUAAGUAAAGGUGUUGUAUAAAAAAGUAAAUAAAAGUACAUUUACUAAACCACGGGUUAAGCUCAGUACUAUUUUUUAAUUGAAAAAAUAGCUAACUAAAUUAAAGUAAUUAAACAUCAAAGUUAUGUGUUCUAUAUAAUAGUCAAUUUGUUAAACAAUCUUAAAUAACGAUUAAAAUGUUAAGUAUCUCUUGUAACAACAUAAACAUUUGUAUAUACAGUUUAAAUAAAUAUUUU